Molecule: messenger RNA, 722 nt
Organism: Acanthochromis polyacanthus (spiny chromis)
Lineage: Eukaryota; Metazoa; Chordata; Actinopteri; Pomacentridae
Gene: uqcr11
Product: cytochrome b-c1 complex subunit 10
Exons: 3
Coding region: 101-271 (56 amino acids)
Biological process (GO): mitochondrial electron transport, ubiquinol to cytochrome c
Cellular component (GO): mitochondrial inner membrane
Source: RefSeq, a predicted model, not a curated record
GUGCACAUGCGCAGUAGGUGAAGCCUCGAAGGGAACUCGGAAGUUCUUCUAGCUUUUAAAGCUUCAGCGUCCUGCCGUUGGAGGACAUAUUUUAGACAAAAUGAUCACUAAACUGAUAGGUCAAAAGUAUGUGGCCGUUGCCAAGUCAUGGAUCCCAACUAUGGCUGUAUGGGGCACAACAGGAGGCGUAGCUCUGGUCUACCUAACAGACUGGCGAUUGGUUUUGGAUUAUGUUCCCUACAUCAACGGCAAAUUUAAGAAGGAUGAUUAGUAGCUAUCAGGUUGGUGCUGUCUCUUUUCUUUUCUACACCAAGACCUACAUAAUGAACAUGAAGUACUGCAGCCGACACUCUGCACUGUGUUCCAACUACAUGGCAAACCACUGGAGCCCAUCAUCUUCAUCCAGCUGCUCAGUCAACAUUGAACUGUUCGCCACAAAUAUCCACGGAAAUGCACCAGGGUUUGGCAUUUCAGCGUUCCUCUGUCAGUGAAAACAAGAGUGGAAGAAAACGGACAUGAUAAAUGUGCUUUUUUCCUUUCUUUCUUGGUUUAACGAUGGGUAUUUAAUUUAUUCAUCUGUGCUCUGCGGGUCAGGUUUUGAUCCUUGAUUGUAACUGUUUUAAAGAGAACAAGUAAAGUAUGUGCGAUUUAUCCUAUGUUAUGGUUGUGUGUAAUUAUUUUUGCUUGCAACAAUUGAAUUAAAAUGUGUUUCUAGAUCUUGA